Sphenostylis stenocarpa is the source of this 588-nucleotide messenger RNA. The record is from the annotation of a GenBank genome assembly. NCBI's taxonomy places the organism in Eukaryota, Viridiplantae, Streptophyta, Magnoliopsida, Fabales, Fabaceae.
AUGGAGAAUUCAUCGGGAAGCUAUGAAAAAGAGCUUAAUCUGGAGGCCACAGAGUUAAGAUUGGGGCUUCCCGGUAGCGAUGAACCUGAAAAACGUUCUAUUGUUAGAAGCAACAAGAGAUCUUCACCAGAAGCAAGUGAGGAAGAGUGCAUAAGCAAUGGUUCUGAUGUCACAAGUGAUCACCAAGACAACGUUGUGCCACCAGCGAAGGCACAAGUAGUGGGAUGGCCACCGAUUCGAUCUUAUAGGAAGAAUAGUCUUCAACAAAACAAAGAAGAACAAAGUGAAGGAGCUGGGAUGUUCGUGAAAGUUAGUAUGGCGGGUGCACCUUACUUGAGGAAGAUAGAUCUCAAGGUUUACAAAAGCUACCCUGAACUUCUCAAGGCCUUGGAAAAUAUGUUCAAGUGCACAUUUGGUGAAUAUUCAGAAAGGGAAGGGUACAAUGGAUCUGAAUAUGCUCCAACUUAUGAAGAUAAAGAUGGUGACUGGAUGCUGGUUGGAGACGUUCCAUGGCACAUGUUCGUGUCAUCCUGCAAGAGGCUGAGAAUUAUGAAGGGAUCAGAAGCAAAGGGGUUGGGUUGUUUUUGA